Hyalella azteca is the source of this 3782-nucleotide messenger RNA. RefSeq lists its product as uncharacterized. Bases 917 to 3340 code for a protein of 807 amino acids. The transcript has 3 exons. The record is from RefSeq and is a predicted model, not a curated record. NCBI's taxonomy places the organism in Eukaryota, Metazoa, Arthropoda, Malacostraca, Amphipoda, Hyalellidae.
GAUUAGGUUGUUGUUAAUCUGACCGGUGACGGCUCAUAUGUGUUGUUCCCGCACUAACCUAACCGAUUGACACGAGAUAAACAUUGAGUGAUAUACACAAACAUUGAGUUAUACGGCUAAAUGGUGAAAAUCUCGUGUGGCUUUCAAGCUUAAUUCAAUGGCUCCUAAUUGAAUUAUUCCAAUAUUACUAUUUUUGUCGAGAUUUUUUUUUCGCAAAAAAAUUGAACUCAACAUGAUAACCGUGAUAAUUUUAGGAACGAAGGAGUUUUUCAGCUUUGCUUGACAAAUUUCUUAGUUAAUGAGUUUCAUUGGAAAUAAUGUGUCAGGAGUUUAAGCGAUCAGAUUCCAUUUGGGAACGAGGUAUUUUUGACACACUUGCAAACGUUGCAGUAGACCCUGAAAUAGUAUUCUCGUCUUCAUAUUAUUGAAUCGUGUCUCCAAGAUAUUGCAAAUAAAAAGUGUCAAAUUAAAAUUAGAUAUUAUAGAGUCAUUCUUCUCGAAGGGAUGUCUCCAGGCACUAACCCUCUACCUUAUGCAUUGAAAAGAAUGUCAUCCGACUUUAUGUCAAUCCUAAAAGAAUGAAUCCUAAAGAAUCCUAAAAGAAUGUCAAUCCUAAUUGAAUUAUAAUAUUGCGCACAAAUACCUUCAUCGCAUCAUGCCUUCAUCCAUUACGUGAGCAUGCAAGUGUAGGUAUUUGGUUGUCUCGGAAAUCUGAACGAGAUAGCUGUGUUCUUGUACAAUCUGAUUUUUCUUUUCACUGAAAAACUUGUGAGCUGUCGAACGUGCUGACUUUUCGGACGACAACAAUACGACGGUUUUCUCGUUCUUCUGGACGUGCGGAGCAUAGAAACGGAGGAAGUGUGCAUCGAGUAUCGACAAUGUUUUUAUCUUAAAGAAGGAGGAAACGGUUUUCGCUAUGGUUGCUAGCGGUCUUGGUCGUUCUCCUUGCUUUGGCAACGUCACGGUUGUCCACAUAUGCCGUAGUGACGUCAACCUUAGCAACUACGGCAACGACGACGAUGACUGGUUUUACAAAAGUGAUCAAUACGAUGUACCAGUUCGGCUUGACAACAUCGAAUUAGAAAAAUAUUUAAAAAAUCAGGGGUGCGUUAUUCUGCGAAGUGCUCACGAAUCGGAUGAGAUAAAUCCGCUUAACGGUCAUGGGUUUCCAGACUAUUCGAAACUGAAAAGAAGGCAUUGUUCAAAUACCACAAUAAAGAACAAACACAUGUCGAAAAUAGAGUGUGAAGUAAACGAUGAAAACACUAACGAGAAGAGUAACAGGAAUUCUGAUGAUAAAUUUGUGCAGAGUAAAAGAUCUAUAGCAACAGGCUCGGAUUGGAAAAACAAUGAAGACAUCGUGACUGAGCAGAUCGCCAAAAUUAUCUUACGCAGACGAGAAUCAAUCCGCAUCCAUAGAAAUAACGUGACAGUCAACAAAGGAGCCAUAGCUGACCAAAAUGUUGGUGUUUCGGGAGAAGUAUUGAUGGUUACACCUGGCAAUUCAUCAUAUGCAAUUCCAGAAAAGGCGGAAGAAGCGAUCUCAAGGCACUCACCCACAGUUGUGUAUAUUGGGACUGUGGAAGAACUGGGCUCCCCGCUUAAAUCAGUUGACGUUGUGGAGAUGAUCGAAGCCAUUGAGUCAGGACCGAGCAGCCUGACAUUGUCGUAUUACGAACCCCAAUCCAGCGAAAAAACAGAUCAGUUAUCUGAACUCAUGUCCGAAGGUGUAUCGAAAGCUCGGAUCAAUUCUCUGCAGCACGAAGAGAAACCUUUAACAUCACCGGCCCUCUUGUUACAAUGGAGAGUUCGGCCGCCUGACGAGGAGCUUCGUAGCGCGGAAAAUGCUUCUCCUGUAACGCCCUCUUCAUCAAUGUUCUCCAGCGCUUACACCGUCACUGAACUGGGUAGUGACAACAAUUCUGAUCGCUCGCCGCCAUCCGAGUACUCGCAAUCGACGAUGUCAUCGAGGCGCAUUUCGGAAGCGGAUGACGCUGCCAGAAGAGAGGACGAGAGAAAUUUUAGAUUCCACGAGUACCUACAACUAUUCAGACAAUUAAAUUCAUUCAAUCAAGCUCUUGGUAUGAGAGAGGCGGAAGGAUUAUCUCCUGAGGAUUCAAUGAAUGGCUUAGACAUAAAUAAUUUUAGCCGUCAAGGAAGUAACCGCAGCGUGGUAUUUGACUAUGUUCCUUCAAAAGAUCAACGAGAACGUGAGGAAGAAGAGCUGUGGGUGGCUAACGAGGCAACAUACUCCUCUAACAUCACUUCUUCAGUCACGUCACCCACUUAUCAGCCGGUGAUUUUAGGUGCGCCAGCUGUAAAUCUAAUCAUAAACGAGAGCCUUUGUGGUUCAAUAGAGGACAAGAACGGGUCAACGUUGAGCAGCCGCUCUAGUACCAUGUUGGGAUCAUCAGUAAACAUGACAUCUACCGCAACACAAACCAUUUACUCGUGCCUUCUGCCGCCUAGUAAUUUUUAUUCCGUGCAGAAGCGCUGCGACAGGCGCAAGAAUGUGAGCCAGACUGCUGGUGCCGAUGCCUGCGCUGCGUCAGUUGUCGAGAGUGGGUCUACGUGUGAGGACGUUGAUGCACACGAGCAAAUGGCUGCACUUAUUUGCCCAGUUGGCGGAGUUGAAAGAAGACAUUUCUCAGCAAGACAACAAUACUCGGAAAACGAGACCAAAAAGGAUGCGAAUUUUGAAAAUGAACGUAAUUUGACUUGUGUUAAAACAAAAUCUGACUCAUUGAUUUCAGAUAAAAACAAAACAUCGAUUUGUUCUGUAACAUCUGCUGCAACUCAUCAGCCUACCAAAAGAUUUUCGUUUCUCAUUCGCAGUAACAGCAUCGAGCAGAGAGAAAUUGUGAACCUUAAUACGUCCGUGAGUGCCAGCGAUAGAGCCAUACUCGCUCGACUGGCCGAACUCAAGGUGAACGAAUUCAAGGAAACCCCGUAUGAAAAAAAGGUAUCCAGUUCACUGCACCCUCCUUGUCUCAGAUGCCACGAGCCAGUGUACCCACAAGAAAGGCUACAGCCAUCGAAGGAGAUGCUCUUCCACGUAUCCUGUUUUCGGUGCUGCCAGUGUGGUGUAAAGCUCAACCUUAAAACUUUCUACAGAAAUCCUGUGACCUUGAAAGACUACCGUAUUUUUUGUAAAAGUCACGUGCCAACUUUGGACCCUGGCAAAGUUGCUCAAGAGAAGAAGGCUCAAUCUGCUCCAACAUCUGCAACUUCUGCUUCGUGUUGCUCGUCUGCAGCUACCGUCGCCAGCAACGGCUCCGCUUAUCCUGCCACGGAACGCGUGGUGGUGAAGUGUGACACUCAAGGACUACGUUAUUUCUGAGGGUGCGGCCUCGCUUCUCUCUAUGUAAUUGUAGGUGGCACAUAUCGAUGGCUAAUCGUCAGUGGCACAUCGAUGGCUAUGCUUCGGUGACACAUCGAUGGCUAGUCGUCGGCCGACCAGCCCAUCAUGUUCUUCUACAUCCAUUUGAGAUGCCUCACCUCAUCCGUGAGGCUCAAAACUUAACCAAAGUUCGAGUUCCACCUUUUGCGACUCGAGGAAAAGUCGCAUUGAUGCCCUCCCAUAGGACGCUAUGCCAAGUAUCUGAUGCAUGAUGAGCUAUUAAUUUCUGUCAAAAAAGAGACCUUUACAUCUUUGAAUAAUUUUGAUCUUUGGCGAAGGCGAAGAUAGCAAGAAAUGGAUCUACUGUAAACCGUUGAUGUGAAACCACAAUUCGUAAUAUCAAAAUAUACUGAGUCGUGAGCUUUCAAAUUUUCCUCAAUUC